AUGAAUUCCAAUAAUCGUACCAAAAACCAUUUUGAAAAUGAUUCCGACGAUCCACCGGUGCCCAAGCCACGCCAACGUACCUUGAAAGAUUUGGAAAACAUCAAUAAAGGAACUCGUGCGGUUAAAUUUACCUCAGACGGUAGGAAGGUACAAAUUCCUUUGGAUUAUAAUGCCAUAGCAGACAUUUUUCCAUCCAUGGACCAUAAGGCAAUGGGCGAUAAUAAUUUGAAGGCAAUAGAAAACGAACCUGGUUGUCCCAUCCCAUCAAUCGACCCAAAGCUUCUUUCGGUUAAAGAACACCCAAAGGAGUUACUUGCACCAGAAAAUAAUGUCAAAGAUACUCCACGUUCACGAGCCCUUAAACAUGCCGAACAUUUGGAAUCUUGCAAUUUGAGCCUUUGCACUGAUGAUGAAACUCCCACCCAAGAUCAUACCUUUACUAUUGAAAAUAUACAAACACAAACGGAUGAAACCUUUUACCACCUUAUGCCUUGUUAUCAUUCAACUUUUGUUCGAAAUGGGCCGCAAAGUCAUUCUACCCCAAUGUUGGCUGUAAUCGGUUCAAAGGAUUACCAAUUUUCAUUGUCACCAAAACAAUCAAAGACAAAAAAAUUAACCCUGUGUUUUAUAAUUCUUUGGCUCAUCCUUUCACAAAUUUAUAUUUUCCUCAAUAUUAUGUCAUGGCUCUUACAAAUUGAUCUUCAAAUGGACUUUUCCUCACAUUUAAAUAAGUUUGUCAAACCACAUUUUUGGUAUCGUGAAGAAAUAGAAAUGCCAAAGACAUCAACGCAACUUCUGCUGGAUUUUUUCAAGAGCUUAUGGUCUUGAGCAAUAAAUUGUUUACCAACUGUUUUUAUAUAUUUUAUAGUAAUUGAAUUAGAGAAUUAAAUAUAAUGCAUAUUGAUUAUAUUUUUGUUAAGAACUGGAUAUAAAUGAACUUAAUUUUGAAUCUCUUA
Stomoxys calcitrans (stable fly) is the source of this 956-nucleotide messenger RNA. RefSeq lists its product as uncharacterized. Bases 1 to 828 code for a protein of 275 amino acids. The record is from RefSeq and is a predicted model, not a curated record. NCBI's taxonomy places the organism in Eukaryota, Metazoa, Arthropoda, Insecta, Diptera, Muscidae. The transcript is spliced from 6 exons.